Penicillium mononematosum is the source of this 1263-nucleotide messenger RNA. Its product is annotated as tryptophan synthase beta subunit-like PLP-dependent enzyme. Lineage: Eukaryota; Fungi; Ascomycota; Eurotiomycetes; Eurotiales; Aspergillaceae. Bases 1 to 1263 code for a protein of 420 amino acids. The record is from RefSeq and is a predicted model, not a curated record. The transcript has a single exon.
AUGGAGUACUCUCAUCACUCCAAUGGAGACCGCCUGUCCAUCGAAGCGGAGGUCAGCGCGGCCGUUUGUAUGCAAAAUCUUUCCAACUGGAUGCCCGCCGUCAAUGAAAUUCGCACCUGGCCAGAGUACACCGGACAACCUCUACGUGCCCUCCCCAACCUCGCGCACAAACUCGGAGUCCAGGAAAUAUUCGUCAAGGAUGAGAGCAGACGCUUUGGGCCCGAACUUGGCUCCUUCAAGGCGCUUGGUGCGCCCUACUCGGUUUAUAGGAUCUUAGCGGAGGAGGUGAACGCGAAGAAGGGUGUCUGGCCCUCAGCAGCCGAACUCCGCACUGAGAAGUAUCGUGAUAUUACGCAGCACAUCACUGUCUGCGUCGCAACGGACGGCAACCAAGGCCGUGGGCUAGCGUAUGGUGCUAAGAUUUUCGGUUGUCGCUGCGUUGACUACAUUCACGAUCAUGUCAGCGACGGUCGUGCAAAGCGUAUGAUGGACUUGGGUGCGAUUGUGAUUCGCGUUGACGGCGAAUACGAGGCUUCAGUCGGUCGGGCUAAGGAAGAUGCUCGCAUGAAUGGCUGGUACUUCGUUAGCAGCACCUCCUGGUCUGACUUUGAUAACGACGUCCCUCAGCACGUGAUGAACGCCUACAUGGUCGUCCUCGAGGAGGCGGUCGCGUUAAUUCCUCGACUCGACCGGAUCAGCCAUGUCUUUGUAUGCGGUGGUGUGGGUAGUAUCGCCGCUGCUAUUUUCCAAGGCUUUUACACUCAUCUCCGUGGAAACCGAAAGACGCCUGCUGAAGUGCCCCGCUUUGUUGUUGUUGAACCUUCCGAGGCGGACUGUCUCCUGCAGAGUGCGAAGAAUGGCGAGCUUCGUCAGUCUGAAGGUACGCUGCGUACAUUGAUGGCUGGUCUGGCUUGUCGCGCACCAUCUCCAGCCGCGUGGAAGAUCCUUACUUGGUUAACCAGUGACUUCAUUGCUGUGCCCGAUUCCGUUGCAGUCGAGGGCAUGAAGGCAUUGGCUAAUGGCCACGAGGGUGAUGUUCCUGUGGUGUGUGGUGAGUCGUCGGCUGCCAGUAUGGGUGUCAUGCUAGGAUCUGGCUCAGAUCCGAGCCUUCGUGAGAAACUGGGAUUGGAUGAGAAGAGUCAAGUCGUUAUUUUCGGCCUGGAGGGCGCAACCGACCCUGAGAUCUACGAGUCUCUGGUUGGGAAAUCACCUGCUGCCGUCUUUGAGGCUCAACAUCGCUUCGCCGCCCAGAAUUCGAAGUGA